UGGAAAUACCAGGCGGGGAAUAGGAAAAUAACACCAUGCGAGAAGUCACCCUGCGACAUUUGUUCGCUUUAUGAAUCUUAAAAAACAAUCUGCGGUGCGCAAAAACUUAACACGGCAGCUGAACAUUUCCCGAUUUUUUUGAUAGCAUUAUUUUGAAAAGCCGACAGUUUGUUUGCUGUUUUUCAGGAAAGACAACAACGCGGAUUUGGCCCUCACGCGGGCAUCUUUCAAAGCUAGCUAGCGUGUUAGCCGGGAUGCUGGUUGGCUCUCGGAGAGUCCUCAUGAGUGACUGAAAACCGAAUUGAAAGUUGGUGUUGAAUGUGAACCUCAUCAGACAAAAUGUCUGGUUUUAACUUCGCAUCGGGGACUCUCGGUUCCACCAACACCGGUGGGGGAUUUGCAUUUGGGGCUGCAGCCAGUGCACCUGUGGCCAAUGCUGGCGGCUUCUCGAUGGGAUCUGCUCUGGGUACAGCAGCCACAACCCUGACCGCCGGCACCACCCCAUCUCUUGGUCUCGGAGGCUCUCUCUUUGGUCAGAAACCUCCUGGGUUCUCUUUCAACACCCCUGCUUCAAGCGCCGCUGCACCCACGGCAGGCCUUACAUUAGGUGCCCCAGCUGCCACAGGUGUUGCCACUGGCUUUAGUAUGCCCUUCAACAAGCCCACCGCCUCAGCAACACCCUUCUCCCUCACCACCAGUUCCACCUCCUCAGCAGCCCCUGCAGGUUUAUCAUUUGGCUCAGUCCUGACCGCCACAGCUCCACAGCAGCCUGCAGUAGCCUUUAACCUUGGUCUAGGUAGCACAAUAAUGACCGCAGCAGCAGCCUCAACAGUCCCAUCACUGGGCGGGAGUCUCUUCUCCAAUACUUUGUCUUCAGGUUUGGGUCAGACCACUCUGGGAGGAGGGGGGAUAAUGCUGGGCUCUCUAUUAGCUGCAUCCACAGCAGUAUCGGCAGCUCCUGCCCUAAGUAUCGGCCUGGGUGGAGUUGACUUCAGCAUUUCCUCUGAGAGCAAGAGUGACGCAUCAUCUGGAGCCAAUGCAAAGGACAGUAAAGCUUUAAAAGAUGAGAACCUGCCUCCAGUUAUUUGUCAGGACGUCGAGAAUUUCCAAAAAUUUGUGAAAGAUCAGAAACAAGUUCAGGAGAACAUCAGCAGGAUGUCAUCGAAGGCCAUUUCUAAAGUCCAAGAUGACAUCAAGAGUCUCAAACAGCUUCUCUCGGUCAGUGCCAGCGGUCUGCAGCGCCAAGCUCUUGCCAUCAACAAGUUAAAGCUGGAGACAGCACAGGAGCUGAAAAAUGCUGACAUAGCACUACGUACACAAAAGACUCCUCCUGGACUCCAGCAUGAGAACACUGCUCCAUCAGAUUAUUUCCGUAGCCUGGUAGAGCAGUUUGAGGUGCAGUUGCAGCGGUAUCGGCAGCAGAUAGAGGAACUCGAGAAUCACUUGACAACGCAGAGCGGUGGCUCCCACAUCACACCUCAGGACCUGACUUUGGCCAUGCAGAAGUUGUACCAGACAUUUGUUGCCCAGGCUGCCCAGCUCCAGUCUGUUCAUGAGAAUGUCAAGAUCUUGAAGCACCAGUACCUUUCGUACCGUCGGGCCUUCUUGGAAGACUCAACGGACGUCUUUGAAUCCAAACGGGCGUCGAACAGGAAGUGGCAGAGUACUCCGCGAGUCACCAUUGGACCUGCCCCGUUCUCCAGUGUGCCCAACGCUGCAGCGGUUGCCAUGGCAGCCACGUUGACCCAGCAACAGCAGCCAACUCCAGGGUCCCAGGCACCCAUGGGGGCAGGGUUUGGAAACCCCUUUGCCUCGGCAGUGGGCAGUAGCUUGGGCUCUUCUACCCUUGGAGGUUUUGUUGGUGGGCCAGGAUUUGGUGGGGUGGGGACUGGGGGGUCUUUUGCCUUCUCCACCAGUAAGCCCACAGGAGGCAGUCUGAGUGCAGGUUUUGGCAGCAGCAGCAGCUCAGGCUUUAACUUCAGUAACCCCGGCAUCAACCCCUCGGCUGGCCUGACCUUUGGCGUUUCUAACCAAACCGCCACAGGCUUUGGCACAGCACCCCUUCUCCAGCUGAAGAAACCCCCGGCUGGUAAUAAAAGGGGCAAGAGAUAGAACCGAAAACAACCCUGUGACCGACCAGCUGACUAACGGGUUUGUAGCGGGUAAGGCCUGGUCUCCCAAAAGCAUACAAGGGCUUUAUUAAUCACUCUGCAACAGCUAAAAAUAAAUCGGAGGAAAUCACGAGGACUGGGAUAUAAACCACCAUAAAACAGCAAUACAUUACCACACAUUUAAAUUCACCCAGAGGUGUAUUUAGGGAAUCGUUCUAUUAUACAUUGGACUGUGUUUUCGACAGAUUUGUUCCCAUUUAAUUAGAUUCUAAAUUCCUAAGUCCCUUACCUCAUUGUCCAAGUUCACAUGUUCCUAUUGGAUAAAAAAAAUGUCUUUGUCUUAUCGAUACUAGAGCAAAUCUAAUGAAUGUAGUAGACAGUGGAGUGUAUGGAAAUGCUCUUUGCAUCAUUUUAAAUGAUUCUGCCCAUGUGUGUUGACCAAAAGCUGUCAGCCCUCUGUCCUGAAGCACUGCAAUGCUUUUGGGAAUGCCAGACACGGACAAAGCUCGGUCAAUGACAAAUAGUUUGGUUGCCUGUGAGGCGUUGCUUUUGUCUGAAUAUUGUACAAGACUGAUGUGUUUUUGUGCUUUGGGGUGGACGGUGCAGUUUGGUUCAUUGAGUUACACAAACUGUCGAUGGCUAACUGCACUGGACCGCUUCUCAACGAUGACUUGGCCUAAGCCUCGUCCAGCAAAGGCUGAGGCAACGUCAGGGGAAGGAAGUUUAGUUGGUCUGGAACAGUGAAGUUGCUGCCUACGGUAUCAGUCGGGAGUGGUACCUGAUCCAAGAUAUUCUUCUUCUUUUUUAGCCACAGGGGGUGUCCAGGGUGGGUUUUUGGGGAGGCACAGUUUUAUUUUUAUAUCAAGUGGAGAAAGAGAUGACACAGGGGAGGUGUAAAAGGGCACCAGCACCUGCAGUCCAUUAUCGAGUCCACGUUAACUGUUAUUUUGCUAAAGUCCAUCCGUAUCAUUGUUUCAUAGUUAUUUUUGAGAUGCAUUUAAUUUGCCAGAAUGUCAGAACUUGGGAGAGGAAACGCUGUGCUGUUUGUAUCCCACGACUCCCAGUAAAUGUUAAGUGAGUUGAAUCUGAAAGAGAUUUUACAAGCAAGUUCUAGCUACUCAACGUUUACACGCUAGAAAUACAUUUGCACUCGUCAGUGUAUAUGACCUGGCAGUGAUCGUGUGAAUGUGCAUGUGUUCGUAUUGCACAUGUAUGAAUUUGUCUUUCUGGUCUUUCAUAAUUGCUGACUUCUUUUGAGUGAAGGGAGAUGGUUGGGAUAUACUGCUUCUUUUUUUUCUUUUUCUUUCAAUUGUCUAUUUCUGUUGUGUGACCAAAUACUGGUCGUUGUACUAUUAUUUUCUAAUCAGUCUGUGUAAACCUGUAUUUUCAAGAAGCUGUUUAAUAAUAAAAUCUCCAAUAGGAUGUUUUGCCCAUUUAUGGCAACACUUCAAUAAAUGUGUGUGUUGACACAGAA
Molecule: messenger RNA, 3585 nt
Organism: Pseudoliparis swirei
Lineage: Eukaryota; Metazoa; Chordata; Actinopteri; Perciformes; Liparidae
Gene: nup58
Product: nucleoporin 58
Exons: 14
Coding region: 340-2112 (590 amino acids)
Biological process (GO): nucleocytoplasmic transport
Cellular component (GO): nuclear pore
Molecular function (GO): structural constituent of nuclear pore
Source: RefSeq, a predicted model, not a curated record